UGAAAAUCCAACUCUGCAUCACACCUCGAUGUUUCUCGUCUCCUCCGCCAAACAUCCAGUUGGUUCUCGCGCCUCGCCCGCCGGUCUUCAAAUCCAAUUUCUGACUUCACGAGAGCUCGCCUGACCUCUUCCCUUCCUGUGCUUCCCUCCCUCCGCUUUCCCCAAACCGCUCCCUGCUCAAAUCCAUCGCUCCCUGUAAAAUCUUCUGCUCCCAAUGGAGUUCUUUGCUGCCACUGGUGAGGACGACGACUCCAUCGACACUUCCAACCUACCGGCCAAACAAGCAUCCUGGGAGUUAUCCCCCCAAGCUAGCCGCUCCAUGGGUGUCCCUGGAGCUCAUCUUCAAAGGGCUGCUGCAAACUUCAAUAGCUUCGACCUCAACUCUGAGGCCCCAAACUAUGGAAGCUUCACUCAAUUAGUUCUUUCUCCAUCCAUCCCCAAUCCAGAUCUCGAGUUUGGAGCAGGUCGGCGUGGCAAGGUAGCUGGUCAGCACUCUGUGUCUCCAAGCCAUGCUGCGGCACCGCAAAAAUCUUGCAGAGUGGACACCACAUCUGUUGCUAGAAAUCCCAUAACCAUGGGCGCACAUGGCGGGCAUCACCGUUCUGUGGCAUCUCUUUGUGGUGCCAAGGCGUCCAGACUGCACCCUGAAAUUGGUAGCAAGCAUGGGAAUCUUGGUGUAGGUGCAAGUUCCAAUGUCACAGCACCAUCCUUGGCAGACACAGACCACGCACAAGACAUGGAGGACGAAGUGGUUAUCGAUGCAUUUUCAAAUGGGGAGCACUAUGACAAGGCUAACUGGAAUUCCGAGAACACUAAUGUGUUCUGUGACCUGUGUGUUGAGGAGAUGCGCGCUGGGAAUCAUAGCAAUGGUUUUCUAACAGCGAGAGCUUACAAAAACAUAGCUGAGAAGUACUUCUUCACCACGGGGUUGCGACACUCUAGGCAGCAAUUUAAGAAUAGGUGGCAAGCCUUGAAGAGAAUGUAUAAUUUCUGGCUGUGGGUGAACAAACAAACAGGUCAAGGCUCUGUUUUUGACGAUGACGCAUUUUGGGAAUCCAAUACUAAGGGACAAUCCGAGUGGAAGAAGCUUAGGUACGCCCCCCCCUGAAUGGAUCGAUCAAUUUGAAAUCAUGUUUCAGCAUGUGGCUGUUGAUGGAUCAUCUGCAUGUAUUCCUGGAGAGCAGAUUUUCAAUAAAGGUGGUUGUGGUGACAAAAAAGAUGUCGAUGGCAGAAAAAGAGUUGGGCAAAGCAGCAUAUGUGCUACCAGUCCACAGAAGAAAACAAAGAGCCCUAUGGUGAGGAUCAUGAAGGGAAUAUGGGAGACAAUGCAAAAGAACGCAGCGGCCACACAGAAGGCAGUGGAUGGUGAUGUGCAAUCAGAUUCGAUCAAAAAAGCCAUGUCCUUGGUUGUAGAGUGCGGAGCACCAGAGGGGAGUGCAGAGCAUUUCAUGGCCAGCCAGCUGUUUGCGAAAUCAGCCUAUCGUGACAUCUUUUUUACCUUAACAACCAAGGAGGGAAGGCUGGCUUGGUUGAGGAGGUGGUGUCAGUCAAGGAAUGUCUAUUAGUUCGUAUGCUAGUCAUGUGUAUGCAAGUUUAAAUUGUGUGUUUAUGGAUGGUAGUUGUAUAUUAGUUGUUGGAUGUGUCUGCUUUUGGUUAGGAGUAUAAAACCUCUUCAAACUAGCUGAGAUUGCUUUUGGGUUGUAAGAUAAAACAUGUGCUAGUGGAGUAAUGGUUACUCAUGGCUAGUCAACUAGUAGUGGCUGCACAUAAUGUACAUAUGACGUUGCAAUAAAUCGUACUAUUAUCUGUACAUAUUAGAUUGUAGUUGCUAUUUGUGUUACAUGUACAAUGUGUAUGUCUAACUGAUAUAGGAUGUAAUGUUCCUUUUCAGAUGGACUCCAGUUCAUCUGAUGAAGAAGAUAUAAGAAUCAAUUUCGCACUGCAGCAAGGAAGUCUCAUACAACAAUAUGGGGCAAUAGCGUGUCUAUUUGGUGCGUACUACAACGAUAAAUU
This is a messenger RNA of Zea mays, 2013 nucleotides long. RefSeq lists its product as uncharacterized. Lineage: Eukaryota; Viridiplantae; Streptophyta; Magnoliopsida; Poales; Poaceae. The record is from RefSeq and is a predicted model, not a curated record. The coding region runs from base 215 to 1108 and encodes 297 amino acids. The transcript has 3 exons.